Molecule: messenger RNA, 1107 nt
Organism: Musa acuminata AAA Group (dessert banana)
Lineage: Eukaryota; Viridiplantae; Streptophyta; Magnoliopsida; Zingiberales; Musaceae
Product: mannose-specific lectin 3-like
Exons: 1
Coding region: 130-1107 (325 amino acids)
Source: RefSeq, a predicted model, not a curated record
CUCAUCCGAAAACGCGCGUCUUUGCGGUGGAGGAGGGCAGGCGGGUCCCCGUCUCCAUCGCCACCACGUGAUGGAAGUCGCCAUGGUCAAAACUGAGUCAGCAAUCGCAUUGAAGAACCGCCACUUACCAUGUCCCAUCGAUGGAGACUUCUCCUCCUUCCACCUCCGCUUCCACUGCCCUAUAAAAACCACACGAGAUGGGUCAACCGCAAAGCAUCGACGAGCCGCCCAGCUUCAAGUAAGUGUUCGUCGACGAUGGCAGUCCCUCCCCUGAUCCCCCUGCUCACCCUCGCUUCCGUCUUUCCCUUCCUCGCAAUCCCUUCCUCCGCCAACGACAGCAACGUUCUUCUCACCGGCGACGUCCUCGGCGCCGACGAGCAGCUCUCCUACGGUGCCGCCACCUUCGUCAUGCAACGUGACUGCAACCUCGUCCACUACGUCGAAGGCCGCCGCGUUUUCCAGUCCUACACACGCGGCCAUGGCGUCAACCGCACCCUCUCGCUUACCGACUGCGGCCAGCUCGUCAUCACCAGCUCCCUCGGCAGCUCCAUCGUGUGGCGCUCCCCGUUCCUCCGCGGGGCCAACAGGGGGAAGUACGCGGCAGUGCUCCGACCCGACGGCGUGGUGGCCAUCUACGGCCCCGCCGUGUGGUCGACCCCCGACUACGGCUUCGGCGCCGCCCUCGUCCACGAGGGGUGGACGCACGCCCUUCCCGCGGCGAAGAACGUGCUGUUCUCGUCAGAGAUGCUUUACGAGAACGCCAAGCUGGUGACCAGGGAUUACAGCCUCCUCAUGAAGGAUGACUGCAACCUGGUCCUCGUGAAGGCCUCGGUCGGCGUCAUUUGGCAGUCGGGGACGGCGGGCCGAGGCCUCCUCCACUGCUUCCUCCGGAUUGAUCACAGAGGGCAGCUCGCCGUCGCGAGUGACGAUUACUACAAGAACUUGUGGAGCAGCAACAACGCCUCGAGCAUCGGAGACUAUGCGCUUCUUCUCCAGAUCAAUGGACAAGCUGUUGUCUAUGGACCAACGGUGUGGCUGAUCACUUCCUCCCCAAAGAGCCUCCUCGACACCACCUCUUCGUCCCCAGAGCCACCCAUCGCCACCUGA